CCGAACCGCCCGCCAGCCACCCGUUCCGCGCGUCAGUCUGCGAGAGUCCGGUGGUGGGUGCGGAGCCUGCGGCCGUCCCCGCGGCCUCCUCCUCCUCCCGGUUCCCCUCACCCCUACCCGACACUCCUUUCCCCAUUCCGGCUCCGUCACCCGCCCGUCCCCUACACUCAGGACGAGAAUGCCCUGCCCGGAACAACCCAGCAGCGCCUAGAUGGCUUUGGUCACGGUCCAGCGGUCGCCUACCCCCAGCACCACCUCCAGCCCCUGUGCCUCGAGCUCUCACGUGGAAGACAGUGAAUCAGCAGCGUUACUUGGCUGUGAGUGUGAAGAAUCAGAAAUCUUUAGUGAUUCCAAUGAGGCAGACAGUGGUGAGGAGGAAUGCCGGUCACAGCCCAGGAGCAUCAGUGAAAGCUUUCUAACUGUCAAAGGUGCUGCCCUUUUUCUACCACGGGGAAAUGGCUCAUCCACACCAAGAAUCAGCCACAGACGCAACAAGCAUGCAGGCGAUCUCCAGCAGCACCUCCAAGCAAUGUUCAUAUUACUCCGACCGGAGGACAACAUCAGGCUGGCUGUAAGACUAGAAAGUACUUACCAGAAUCGAACACGCUAUAUGGUAGUGGUUUCAACUAAUGGUAGACAAGACACAGAAGAAAGCAUCGUUCUAGGAAUGGAUUUCUCCUCUAAUGACAGCACUUGUACCAUGGGCUUAGUCCUGCCUCUCUGGAGUGACACCCUGAUUCAUUUGGAUGGUGAUGGUGGGUUCAGCGUAUCAACAGAUAACAGAGUCCAUAUAUUCAAACCUGUGUCUGUGCAGGCAAUGUGGUCUGCACUACAGAGUUUACACAAGGCUUGUGAAGUGGCCAGAAUGCAUAACUACUACCCAGGCAGCCUGUUUCUCACCUGGGUGAGUUACUACGAGAGCCACAUCAACUCAGAUCAGUCGUCGGUCAACGAAUGGAACGCUAUGCAGGAUGUGCAGUCCCACCGGCCCGACUCGCCAGCUCUCUUCACCGACAUACCAACUGAACGUGAGCGAACAGAAAGACUAAUUAAAACCAAAUUAAGGGAGAUUAUGAUGCAGAAGGAUUUGGAGAAUAUCACGUCAAAAGAGAUACGAACUGAGUUGGAAAUGCAAAUGGUAUGCAACUUGCGAGAAUUCAAGGAAUUUAUAGAUAAUGAAAUGAUAGUGAUCCUUGGUCAGAUGGAUAGCCCUACGCAGAUAUUUGAGCACGUGUUCUUGGGCUCAGAAUGGAAUGCCUCGAACUUAGAGGAUUUACAGAACCGAGGGGUGCGGUAUAUCUUGAAUGUCACUCGAGAGAUAGAUAACUUCUUUCCAGGACUCUUUGAGUACCAUAACAUUCGGGUGUAUGAUGAAGAAGCAACGGAUCUCCUGGCUUACUGGAAUGACACGUACAAAUUCAUCUCUAAAGCAAAGAAACACGGAUCUAAGUGCCUUGUGCACUGCAAAAUGGGGGUGAGUCGCUCGGCCUCUACUGUGAUUGCCUACGCAAUGAAGGAAUAUGGCUGGAAUCUGGACCGAGCCUAUGACUACGUGAAGGAAAGACGAACUGUGACCAAGCCCAACCCCAGCUUCAUGAGACAACUGGAAGAGUACCAGGGGAUCUUGCUGGCAAGCAAACAGCGGCAUAACAAGCUCUGGAGAUCUCAUUCAGAUAGCGACCUCUCAGACCACCAUGAACCCAUCUGCAAACCAGGGCUAGAACUCAACAAGAAGGAGAUCACCACCUCAGCAGACCAGAUCGCCGAGGUGAAGACCAUGGAGAGUCACCCACCCAUACCUCCCGUCUUCGUGGAACAUGUUGUCCCACAAGAUGAAAAUCAGAAAGGCCUAUGUACCAAAGAAAGAGUGAUCUGCUUGGAGUUUACUUCCAGGGAAUUUCAUGCUGGACAGAUUGAAGAUGAAUUAAACCUAAAUGACAUCAAUGGAUGCACGUCAGGGUGUUGUCUCAGUGAAUCAAAAUUCCCUCUUGACAACUGCCACGCAUCCAAAGCCUUAAUCCAGCCCGGACAGGCCCCAGAAAUGGCCAACAAGUUUCCAGACUUAACAGUGGAAGAUUUGGAGACAGACGCACUGAAAGCAGACAUGACCGUCCACUUACUGCCUAUGGAAGAGUUGACAUCUCGCCUGAAAGACGUCCCCAUGUCCCCUGAUCCUGAGUCACCGAGCCCCCAGCCCAGUUGCCAGGCUGGCGUCUCAGAUUUCAGUACAGACCGCAUUGAUUUUUUUAGUGCCCUGGAGAAGUUUGUGGAGCUUUCUCAAGAAACCCGGUCACGAUCUUUUUCCCAUUCAAGGAUGGAGGAACUGGGUGGAGGAAGGAGUGAGAGCUGUCGCAUGUCAGUGACAGAAGUAGCCCCUUCCGAAGUGACAGCUGACGAUCAGAGAAGCAGCUCUUUAAGUAACACUCCGCAUGCAUCUGAAGAAUCUUCAAUAGAUGAGGAACAGUCAAAGGCAAUCUCAGAACUGGUCAGCCCAGACAUCUUCAUACAAUCUCACUCAGAAAAUGCAAUUUCAGUCAAAGAAAUCAUCACUGAGAUUGAAUCCAUCAGUCAAGGAGUUGGACAGAUUCAAUUGAAAGGAGACAUUCUGUCUAACCCAUGCCAUACACCAAAGAAGAACAGCGCCCAGGAAAUGCCCCUUGAGGGGUCCCAGGCCCUGGAGCACAGACCUGGAAAUGAGCAGAAUGAGGGUUCCUGCACAGCCCAGCCUGAACUCGCCAAAGACUCAGGGAAGUGGGACCCAGAAGGCUGCCUGACCGCACACACAUCCACCACAGACUUGGAAGAAGAGGAAGCAGCUGAGGGGGAACAAGAGCUCUGGGGCCCAGGGGUGCACCCAGGUGCCAAGUGGUGCCCUGGGUCCGUGAGGCGGGCCACCUUGGAGUUGGAGGAGCGCUUGCGGGAGCACCAUGGUGCUGCCCCUACUGGUACCUCAUUGUCCACUCGCAAGAAUUCCAAGAAGGAUUCCUCUGUGGCAGACCUAGCACCAAAAGGGAAGAGUGAUGGAGCCACCCUAGAAUAUGCAUUUGUGCCCAAGGAAGCAGAGAUGAACAAGGGCAAAGGGAAAAGCGGUGGGUCUGAGGCUGGCUCACUGCCCCACUGUGAGCAAGACACCGUCAUCCCAGCAUCUGCUCUGCUGGAGUUUCAGCCCUUGGCAGCUCCCCCGGGGUGCCCAGGGCCAGACACUAGGACAGAGCAGGAAGGAGUCCUGAAGGUGCCCAGGACAGGGGUUUCAUGCCAGGGAUCUGAAACGCAGGCAUUUCCUCUUCCCCUUCCCAAGAAGAUAGAAAUCAUUGAGUAUACCCCUACGGUUACGUCACCUGAUCACACGGGGCCAGAGGAUGAAACAGGCAGCAGUGAAAAGAGUAGGGAGCAAGGACUAAGGAAAGUGAAAGUGGAGAAGUCCAUCACUGUCCUCUGCGCACUGGAUGAAAAUCUGAACAGAACGCUGAGCCCCGACCACGUUUCUCUGCACCCCAAAGUGCUACCUCUGCCUCACUCUUCAUCUCCUGAGCACAACAGGCCCGCUCACCUGACCUCUACCGCGAGCAGCCCUGGAGACAGCGAUAGCGGCCCCUCCGCAGCCCUGGACGCAGGAGCGCCUUUUGUCAGUCACACAACUCACAUACCGUCUGCCAACUUGGAUUUCCUGCAUCCUCAGACUGUGGUCCACCUGGAAGGCGUCACAGAGCAAAGCAGCACCACAGACAGCGAGCCCUCUGCGGAGCAGUGUGGCCGGAAAGAAAAUCAGGAGGGUCCCCUCUCCAGUGGCCGUGAAGUGCCAUAUGAGGGCUCCCAGAUAAGUAGUGAAGACCUAAGUUUAACUAGCAAACUUGGUGACAACAUUGGGAAGUUACAAGAAAAACUAGACCCAUCACCGGCAGCCUGUAGCCUCCCACAUAGCUGUAGUGGUGACAGUAGAAAGGGCCUCAGCCACAGCCCCCGGGUGGUGAGAGAGUGCGCUCAAGAAAUCGAGUCCCGAGCCACGUGCCAGGGAGGGCUCCCCAAACCGUUCCACAUGCAGCGUUCAGCCUCCCUCGCCAAGUUGGGUUACUUGGACCUCUGUAAAGACUGUUUACUGGAGAGGGAGCCCAUCGCCUCCGAGUCCCCUCAUCUCAAACUGCUUCAGCCCUUCAUCAGAACGGACUCCGGCAUGCAUGCCAUGGAGGCCCACGAGCCCCCAGAAAACCCAGACGCCCCCCAGAGCCCAGAGCCCACCAAGUAUUUUAUAGAGCAACUUAAAACAACAGAGUGUAUUGCGCAGAGCAAGCCCGUGGAGAGGCCCCUCGUACAGUACGCCAAAGAGUUUGGUUACAGUCAGCAGUGUUUGCUCUCCAAGGCAGCACCUGCAUUGACUAGUUCGGAAGGAGGCCAGCCUCUGCUACAGACCCAGGGGCCGCAGUGGGCAGGCGCAGCUCCGGCGCUGGCUUGGGCUUCCCGCCGUCAGCAGCACAGCAGAACUCACCCCCUUAGGAGGCUGAAAAAAGCAAAUGACAAAAAACGGACAACCAACCCCUUCUAUAAUACCAUGUGAUUCUGAGCCUACACAUGUGACUUUCUAAAAGAAAUGUUUGUAAAAGGGGCAGGUGUAAUAUGUAAGGAACAUGCACUUUAUUGGUUAAUUUUAUAAUUUUUUGGUCAUUUUACUGUUCCUGGCGCAUGCAGGGUUUGGGUUUUUUUUUUUCUCUGUGUGUGUGAAAGAGAGAUUGAUUUGGACGGCAAGACCAUUUUAUCAUUUUUUUAUUUUUAGAAAAUUCAAACCUCAGAAAAUACUCAUUUUCAUAGAACACCUUUAUCAAAGGCAAAUUGCUGUUUUUCAGUCAACUGCCACCUGCUUCUCUCAUUUUGCCCUCUGAGAGAAAAGGUGUGCUUGCUUGCUUAAGACAGGAAAGCAGACGGGCACAGUGGGGAAUGAAGCCGGAAGUUGGAAAUGCUCCCCUGGGCCUGUGUGUGGAUGGUUUGCUCUCCAGACCUGAUGCAUUAGAUGGGCUGAAGGGCAGCAGGACUGGACGGCAGCGUGCUGUCGGCCUUGGUCCCCAACCCCGGCCCGCUGGAAUUCCUGAAGUGGACGAGUUCUGCUUUGCUUUGGGGGGAGGGGGGUACGGGUCUCCCGGAAUCCAUUUCUUGUACUCCAGAGUGGAUCAUUACAGAAAGGCCUGAUAUGAUAAUGGCCGGCGGUGUAAACUUACCAAGCAAAUAGGUUUUACCCCAAGCAAAUAAUUUUUUUUAAUUAAAUUAAAAGCAAACCCCAAACAGAAUCCGAGAGGUCCUCUGUAGAGGAAAGCGUUAAGGAGGAAGAGGUGAAGUCGGGGGUGGAGAGGCUGCCGCCCCCUGUCUUAGGGUCCUUGGGCUGCACACAGGCGGUGGUCCUGGCCCUCCCCGCCGGAACGUCCUCCCAGCUCAGAUCCAAUAGCGACAAGUUUGAAAAACAGCAAUUGAAAGUCAGUGUGUUCUUGUAAAAUGAAUACAUAGGUAGGGUUUUAACCCUUUCAUUACUUGAAUAAUUCUGUGGGUCUUUUGAGUUUAAUGGCCAUAUUUUUUUCAAUUUAUUUUCCUCCCUCAUGCUGUUUCUCCCAGUGCUGCCUGUUUUUUUUUAAAUUUCAUAGAUGAUAUUUGAAUUGUUACAUAUGUAUAACCUCCAUUGAAUGCAAAGUUUUCUUUUUGAUACUAUCACUGUUAACACUUGACAUAAGUUUUUUUUCCCCUUUUCCUGGAAGAUUUGUCAUUGCUCUAGUUUAUACACAGUAUUUAUGUACAUAAUGUCACUUUCUUACAGUGUUUUGUUGUUGAUGUCAUAGGGUCUUUUUGAUUUAUUCUUUUUAAGGAGUAAAGCUGCAACUGGAAAACACAGACACCACAGAAAUAAAACUGAUGGGUGUGGGUAGAAAUCUGCAGAGUAUAUUGACAGUGGUUGUAAUCGUUUCAAUGGAGACUUCUAAUUGCCAGCUCCUGCCAAAUUAUCCGUUGUUAGUUACUUCCUCCUCAGAAACCCCUACAGGUUCCCGUUAGAUCACAGUUUGACUGAAGGCUGAUUCCUCUCUCAGGCUGAAAUCUCUGAACGUGGUUUGCAGGGAGCUGGACCACAGCCAGGGCGUGUGUGUGAGUGAGUGCUCCUGCUGCCCAGGGUGGAAGCUCCUAAGGGAUUAGGUUUGGGAAGCCGCAUCCCAGGGCAGGCGCCUCUCAUGACUCGGGUUAGGAUGCUGUCGCUUUGCUGCUGUUGUGGAGAUCCUUACAUAGGAGCACCUGCCGUAAACAAGCCUCUUUCCGCUUCUUACCGAAAACAGAUUUCGCCUAGAAUGAGACCCCCUCUGCAGCUCAUCAGAACUGGAGAGGUUUGCAGACUUGCUUCCCGUUUGCUUUGGUUGACGUCCCCGUUGCUAAGAGAUUGACCGAGUACAGACUUGAGAUUUAGGUUUUUGGUUCAUCACAGCCCUGAAAGGAAGAGAGAGGUUCACAGACUGUCAAGGUGAUGUCAGAGGCCAGUGUUUGGUGGGGGCAGGUAGUAGCAGGGUGACCCAAAGGGGAGAGAGAAGGGGGCUGAGGCCACUCAGAGCUGCUCGGGGAGCUGUGAAUCUAGUCGCCGUGUGGAAGCCAUGGUUGGGUCUGAUGUCACUGUCAGAAGGCAGAUUGGACAGAAACCUCCAGCUCUAAGUGUCUUUUUGGUGUAGUGAUUCUAUGUACCUGUGCUGUCCCUAAAUAGUUUCCUUAAAUGUUCAAAUGUAUCGUCCACACAGCUUUGUGAUUCCAGGACGUUUAAUGUGUUCUAAAGUGUUUUGUUAGGUGGCAUGUCCCAGUGUGAGGAGGCUUGCAAGACAGGGCUAUGACUCUCCAGGGUUCAUCCACCGAAACUGGCCUAUCUUGUGGAGGCAAUUGCACCACCAUUAUGCGAGGGAAAGGACAGGGAAUUGUGGCACGGGUGGGGACAGGAGGAUUUGCAUGGAGGUUAAGAGAGUGGUGUCCCUUGAGACGGUGACAUCCCUCACAGUGAGAAGUACAAGCAGGAUAGUCAAGACUGUACUGUUCUCUCUUCUCCCCUGCUGCUUCGUCCAGUGCUCAGUGCGUUAAAUAACAAAGGUGGGUUGGAAACCUGCUAAUGCUGUGAAAAACAAAAACUUUGUAAAAAAUAGAGGAAAUGUUCUUGCUCUGCCUUUUUUUCUAAUUUAUUUUUUUAAAUUUGUUUUUUUAACAUUUAAUUUACCCGCCUAAAUAAACAGCCUCUACCAGGUCUGUAAUUCAGUCUUGCCAUGGGGUUUUGCCAGCUCUCUCAAACUCCCACAACUGGGUGUUCUUGUGUUCAUUUACGUAGCUGAGCGAUGUCCAGGGGAAGAAUAUGAUGAGUUGUCAAGGACUUUUCCGACUUCUCUUCAAACUUUUUUAUAAUCUCGGGUGGCCCAUUUCCCUUUUCUAGUCAUGGACAACCCAGCCCUGGAACAGCAGUUCUGGUAGAUUGAGAGAUGAGUAGGAAAAGUCUUGACAUCUUGCUCAGUGCCUCUCUUUAUCUUUAUUUUGAAAACCACCGUAGUCUUGACUCUCACUUUCUCUGAGGGGCGGGGAGAGAGAGAGAGACCAUUUUGGUGCAGGGGGUAAAAGCCCCAGGAGCACAGGUUUUGAGCUGCAGUCUGGGUGGUUACCUGGUCAGUAGGAAGGAGAGAAAGCCCAACCCUUUCGUGACUUUAGAAACACUUAGGAGUAGUGUAUAGUAUACGUAGUGGACGUAUAGUACUGUAGUAUAGUAAUAUCUCUCCUCGUUUUGGUUGCCUUUCAGAUUCUGAAUGUGUGGGAUCAUUGCUAGCAUCUCAGCCUCUUCCGGCUCUUUUAUCUCGCAUUAUCCUGGUUCCUUACCUUUAUCCCAACUCUAUUUCCUCUUUCUCCUUUGGGAAUUACCAAGAGCUCCAAAGACAGCCUGAGGAUGACAACCCAGGCUCUGAGGGCCCCUCCUGCUAAAGGGCCCCAGACAGAUGCUGUUGGAUACACCUGACGCUUCUAAGCCGUGGCAGCUCACAGAAAUCACCCGUUCCAUCUGAGGGUUUUAGUUCUGAAGUGAUCUAGGCAUGUUUGGUAAAGAUGUUUUUGUGGGAGUUGUUUUCUUUAAGAAGCAUUAUGCAAAAAGGGUCACUUUUAAGGGCAUUUUAAAAUUUUUAAACAAAGCCAAUCUUUGGCUUUUUUGAACAACUAUUUGUGGAUACUUUGUUUACAUUGUGUAUUAAAACAUGCAUCGUCUUGAUGGCAGCUCAGUCUCCUCCUUCAGGCACCCAGACCUGACUGUCCUGGGGGUCCUCCCACAGCGAGGCUGUGGCGUCAGCUCUCCUGAGUAGGCGGGGAAAGCCUGGAGCUGACUUCCAUCCGUGUCCUGCACUCCCAUCCGACACUCUGUGGAAAUAGUUGUCAUUUCUUCAGUGAUUGUGUGUCUUACAGUGAUGGUUGUAAUGGUGAAUGGCUAGUGUCGUUGCUUUGCUUUUUGAUGGUCGAUGAGGUGACAUGUUAGCUCUUUCAGCACCAAUCCAACUUAACAGGAUCUUGGACUUCGUUUUCCCUUGCAAACUAAAAGAACAAGGCAUGUAUUAGGCAUAAAUGUAUGUGCUUCCCGACCCCCGUAGUAGGGGAAAGCCUGCCACCAAAGCAGGAAGCCGCACACUCGUAACCCUCCUCCCAGGGCUUGAGGUUCCUGAUGCCACAGAGAGUUACUGCGAGGUGCUUUUGUAUUUUUCCAGCCUGGAAGUGGAGGGUGACGAGGCCUGGCUCCUGCUAUGAAAAGAGAACCAGCCUCGUUUUCUCGGUGCCCCAGAGAUCUAGGACAGGAUUUCUAAACUGGAAUUAUCCCUCGUGGGCUGGAAGAUGCCCCAAGGGGUGUAUGACUCGUGCUGCCAUCUGUGUCCUCAUCUCGACCCUGGUGGCGGCGUCCUGUAUGCACAUGCAGAGCUCAGGCCCAGGGCUUAACUCAAGCUGAUGACCCAGUCUGAAAAUUGGGUAACUGGCCCUGAAAGGUUUCCUAAUUGAUCAGCCCACAAAGAAUGGUUUGGUCUUUGUGUUUCAUUGGAUUUUGGUUUGCUCGGUAUAGCUUAAGGUGCCUUUUUAUUUUUUCUUUCUACAUUAUUUUGUAGGACUUGUUCUAAAUGUGGAAAACAAGUCCAAAAGACUCUCCCAUUGACUGUUACCUUUACCCCAGGCCACCCCAAACUUUUAUUCUCACAUUUUAUUAAAGCAGGUGCUCCCUGGAAUCUCUGGGACCUUUUUGAGGCAUUUGAAGCAGAAUAUAAAGAGUGGUCUCAUCCCCUUCCUUAAUCUUCCUGGUGGUUGGGAUGUUCCACUUGUAUCAUAGAUUUUUUUUAUUACUGAUGUGCUCCGCUGUUUUUAAUGUGAACUUGUGCGCAAACGUGCAGAUUCAAUGUUCUUGUUACAGACUGAAUAAAUUUUUAUUUUGAAGAUGAAA
Molecule: messenger RNA, 9448 nt
Organism: Rhinolophus ferrumequinum (greater horseshoe bat)
Lineage: Eukaryota; Metazoa; Chordata; Mammalia; Chiroptera; Rhinolophidae
Gene: SSH2
Product: slingshot protein phosphatase 2
Exons: 16
Coding region: 212-4552 (1446 amino acids)
Biological process (GO): negative regulation of actin filament polymerization; protein dephosphorylation; actin cytoskeleton organization
Cellular component (GO): cytoplasm
Molecular function (GO): actin binding; protein tyrosine/serine/threonine phosphatase activity
Source: RefSeq, a predicted model, not a curated record